This is a messenger RNA of Neurospora tetrasperma FGSC 2508, 303 nucleotides long. RefSeq lists its product as uncharacterized. Lineage: Eukaryota; Fungi; Ascomycota; Sordariomycetes; Sordariales; Sordariaceae. The coding region runs from base 1 to 303 and encodes 100 amino acids. The record is from RefSeq and is a predicted model, not a curated record. The transcript has a single exon.
AUGACGUUUCCCGAGAUGCUUCAGAAUUCUUCGACUCCUCCAAAGUUCAUAUCAUGGGUUUGCUGGAUUAACCCAACAAGGACAGCUGCUUCCAAGAUGCAUGAAUCGCAAAAAGUCAUUUCACAUUCGCCGAUCUCCCCUCCCAUUCUCUCCAGCCAAUCGACUUUGCACCCUUUAAAGCCUAGCCCAACCAAGGAUCUUCACGCUGAUCAAACAUUGGUGUCUGCUCGCGCUGUGGGUGUCCAAGGCGUUUCGUCAUUGUGCCUCUUCAGUGCUGGACAGGCCUUACCGCCUUUGGAUUGA